GUUUUCAGUACGCAUGCGCUAUAAAUUUGGAGGAAUAUCAGUAUGGCGGAAAAAAGUCCUGGGUAAUAUUUUCUCAAAAUUUGAAGAAAUUGCAAUAUUGGUAGUUUAUCAGUAUGGCACAUCAACUUCAGUUAGAGAGGAAAAACUACAGACAGUGGGUAAAGGCUGGUUUAGGACUUGGAUAUUUAAAGGAGGGACUGGUACCAUUCUGUAAUGACAUAGCUGAUCAACAACAUAAGGAUAUCUUACAAAACAUUCGGUCUACAAAAUCACUACCAUCAACUGCGACGUGUGGCAGCUGUCAAAUUGAUACUCUCAAGCCAGACCAUAAGCCAGUUCCUGGGAAUGCUGGAAACAAAGUUUGUCCUCAUGGGCAAGUAAGAUGCAGCUGUUGCUUUAAGGGUAAAACUGCUUGUCCGAACAACAUAUGUGGCGCCAUCUAUGACUUUAUUGUGCAAAAUCAUGCAUCUUCACCACCUUCACCGAACUGGAAAAACAGCGAUGCUCAACAGUGGUGCACAGACCCUUGGAGCAUUUGUCAGUGUUUUAUAAAUGCUCCAGGGUACGAGCAGAAGCAAUCUGCUAGUGAAACUGAUUGUACUGGGUUAAUACACCUAUUGAUGAAUAACCAGUAUUUUCAUAGCCACAUUGCAUGCGAUGUCUACAAAAAAAACAACCUGUUUGUAAAGGUUCGUCAGUAUAGGAAUGAUAUUUUUCACUCAAGCAGUAUGGAAUUAGAAGAAAGUGAGGCAAAUUCUUAUAUUGACGAUAUGAUUAAAGUUUUACAAGAUGGUAAGGAGCUAUUACAACGAUCAGAUGCCCAGAUAGCCGUGAAGAAACUUGAAGAUCUGAAGGAGAAAGACUUCAUUAUAACUACUGAAGGGUUUGAAGAAGUUCUGAGACAAAUCAAGGCAGAAAUGGGAAAUGCUCCAACUAAAGAGGAAUACGAGGACCUCAAAACACAGAUGUCAAAACUAAAAGAGGAGAUAAAAAGACUCCAAGUAGAAGAUUCUCCACAACAAAAACAGCUAGAAUUUGAAAAGGCUAAAUCAGAAUGGCGGAAAGAGCUGAUUGAACAGUAUCACAAAACCCUGCUGCAGGUUCCUACAAUACCUUUACAACCAAAAAGUAAAAAAUGUAGCUUUAAUGAGAUUUAUAUUAGGCCCCAAAUUAUGAGGGAAAUGAAAGAAGAAAAGGGAGAGAAAAAGGAAGUUGAGGUUAAAACAAUGUCUGAAAUGUUCACAUAUAAUGGAGUUCCCCAAAAAUCUGUGUAUAUUCUAGGAGAUGCAGGGUCAGGAAAAACUAGUUUUUGUAAAUACCUGGUCAACUGUUGGUGUUUGGCACAUAGUGAGCAACAAGAAGUUAACAGUGAAAAUGAGGACCAUGGGGGUGGAAAUGAAAAACAUGGAGGUGACAAUGAAGAACAUGAAGGUUAUAAUGAAGAACAUGUUGGUGAUAAUGAAGAACAUGGAGGUUACAAUGAAGAACAUGUAGGUGAUAAUGAAGAACAUGUUGGUGAUAAUGAAGAACAUGUAGGUGAUAAUGAAGAACAUGGAGGUGAUAAUGAAGAACAUGAAGGUGAUAAUGAAGAACAUGGAGGUGAUAAUGAAGAACAUGGGGUAGAUAAUGAAGAACAUGGAGGUGAUAAUGAAGAACAUGGAGUUGAUAAUGAAGAACAUGGGGUAGAUAAGAAAGAACAUGGAGGUGACAAUGAAGAACAUGGAGGUGAUAAUGAAGAACAUGGAGGUGACAAUGAAGAACAUGUAGGUGAUAAUAAAGGACAUGGAGGUGAUAAUGAAAAUGAAGCUGACUAUAAAAAUGAGGAGCAUUGGGGCAGAAAUGAAAAACAUGGAGGCGACAAUGAAGAACAUGGAGGUGAAAAUAAAGAACAUGACGGUGAUAAUGAAGAACAUGGGGUAGAUAAUGUAAAUGAAGGUGGCAAUGAAAAUGAAGCUGACAAUAAAAAUGAGCAUGAGGGCGGAAAUGAAAAACAUGGACGUAAUAAUGAAGAACAUGGAGAUGAUAAUAAGAAACAUGAAAAUGAAAAAGAAAGUGAAGAUAGCAGUGGGAAAUAUAGAAAUGACGGUAAAAAUGAAGGUGGCAAUGACAAGCAUGGAGGUGACAAUGAAGAACAUGAAAAACAUGGAGGUGGCAAUCAAAAUGAAGGUGGUGAUGAGAAACAUAAAGAACAUGGAAGUGACAUUGUAAAUGAAGAGGUAAACGAGGAACAUGGAGGAGAUAUUGAAUAUGAAAAACACAUGGGUGGCAUUAAGAAACAUGGAAGUGACCGUGAUGACAUUCAGGAUGAAAGUAAUGACGUAGCAAACUCUGAAUUAUACAGUGAUGACUCUGAUGGUGACUUGACAGACUCUGAAUAUCACAGUGAUGACUAUGAAUAUGACAAUAAAAGUUAUGAACUUAAAUUCAAUGGUGUAAAAGAGCUGAAAAGAUUUGAUUUUUUAUUUUACAUCCCUCUUAGACAGUAUCAAACCAUUAACACUAUUGAUGAAAUGCUUCAACAACGUUAUCAAAUGAAAAUGUUAAACACACUUCUUGAAGAAGAAUCUUCUAGAGUUAUCAUUUUGCUUGAUGGCUUAGAUGAAUGGUCAUCUGAAAAUGUCCCAAAACAUAGCAUCUUUAAGAAGUACACAAUAGUAACUACUUCACGGCCAUGGAAAUUUCAUACAUUAAGAUCAAGUGAUGUGGAGAUUGAACAGUCACUGAAACUGAAAGGGUUUGAUUUUAAAUGUGAAACGGAAAUGGUACAUAGGACUGUCUCACUGUUAAAUGUUAGAAGACAUGCUAAUAAAGAAGCUAGAGAUUGUAGGAAAAAGCUGAAGGAAAAGUCUCUGAAAAGUUUAAAACAGGUACCAAUUAUGCUGCAACAACUGAUAUGUCUAUGGUUUGAUGGUAAACUCGAUAAAACCUCAAGAUGUGCCAUCUACACCGGUAUGUUAGAAUUAUUCUUCACCUGGAAUGACAUGAAAACUACAGGAACAAGUACUGGCCUCAUGAAGGGUACCCAGAAAGUAAACCUCCCUCAAUAUUUAGCAGAUAAAACCAAAUUAAGUUUAAACAGACAUUUAAUUCAUGAAGUGUCACAGUUGGCUUUUGAGACACUAUUUAAUUGUCAUAAGAAUAAGUCCUUGUCAUUUGACAUUUGUAUGUUUGAUGAACUAGAAAUAUCAGAUGAAGUAAGAGAAAAUUGCUUGAAACUUGGAAUAAUUACAGAAGAUGAAUGUCCAAAUUUAUCUGUAUCAGAACCAUCAAGCUCAUUGUUCUCUUUUAUUCACAAAUCAAUGCAAGAAUUUCUGGCUGCAGUGAAUAUUGGUAUCAAUUUCAAUACAAAAAUUGGUUCAUCAGGUAAUACAGGAUAUGUUGAAUUAGCCAAAAAGUUUAUUUAUGAGGUUUUUCAGAAAUGUUCAACAGUAAAUGACAUAUUAGAGCAGUCAAAUGUUGUCAUUAUGCUAUGUGGUCUAGAACCUAGAUUAGCAACACCUGUUUCAAAAUACAUAUAUGAUACUGUGUCAGAAGACUCUCGUGUUCAGGAAUACAGGAGAACAAUAACUAGUACUUAUUGUAUGAUUGAUAGUUAUAUUACUGAUAUUCAAAAGCUUAUAAUUGAGUUAAUAGAAGAAUUAAAUGCAGCAUGUAGUGAAGGAAGUAAUCCUGUGUUUUAUAUAGGAGAUUUGAUUAUUGAUAGAUUAAAUCUGUAUUGUGAUAUUGAUAUAGUUUGUUCAAGCAUUGAUCAGCAUCAUAUUGUUCCUGAAUCUGUUUUGUCUAUUAAUGUAGAUAACAUCAACACAAAAAAUGUUAGAUUUACAAAAUAUUUACCAAUGUUUCAUCAUCUUGAAAAAAUUGAAAUAACAUUAGAUAGUUUAUCAAGUACACAGAGUAAUGAACAGACAAUUGAUGAGAUAAACAAUUGUGUUUCUGAGACAAUAAAAGUAAAUACUUUAACAUUAAAAUCUCUGUCUCUUUAUAAUUCCCUCGUCACUAACAUAUAUUACCCAGUGAAUAAAACAGUUGUUAGCAACCUACCUAGUAUGGUCAGUCUUGUAGCAAUAAGUAUAAGUUUUAUAACAAUGAGUCAUGAUGAUACUACUACAUUCUGUAAUUUUCUUGAGGGAACCAGUCAUCUUGAACAAAUACAUCUUCGCUAUGUUGAUUGUGAGUGUAUGAACCAGCAUGAUGUUAAUUUAUCAAAACAUCAACAACUUAAUUACCUUAAUUUGGAAUGUGCUGUUAGAAUGAUAGAUGUUGAUGCUACAAACCUUGAAAUAUUUGGAUUUGGGGAGUUGAAAGAUAGUAAUGAGAAAAUAUUUGAUAUUAUUAAAAAAUCUUACAAAUUAAAAGAACUUCUAUUGUUUGUAGAUAAGUUGAGUAAAUCUCAAUUAUAUCAUGCCAAUAUAACAGAGAGACUAGUCAGAGUAUUAUCAUUGUUACACAAUCUCAGUAAGCUUCAGUUAGAGUUGUGUAGGUUAACUGACAAUAUAAUACAGUUACCUUUAGAGAUGAAGAGUUUAAAGGUCAUUAAUCUUAAUACUGUAAUUAUGAGUUUGACAACAUGGCAGAAGUUUGUUGAUAGUCUUCCUAGUAUUCCCCAUUCUGUAGAUGUCAGUUUAAUGUACUGUGAUAUAACAGGAGAUGGUGAGGAGUGUAUGUUUACAUUGACAUUCCAAGGACUUAAAGGAAGGAAGAGAAAUGAUGCUAUACAGCAUGUAAAAAAUCAGAAUCAGUUAUUUCAUGUUAAAAAUGAUGGUGAAGAAUGCUUUCAUUUUUCAACAAAAAGGUGAGAUACAUGUAAUUUACAUGUUAAGCAUGAUGAUUACUUUUUGUUUGAAUUUUCAACAAAAAAAGUGAUUAAGUAUACAUGUAGUAUACAUGUAGAUAACAUAGUGUUUAAGAAAACUUAAUUAGUCCAUGUUAAAAGUGAUGAUAAAUGUGUUUUUUUUUAUUUUCUACACAAAAAUGGUUUGAAUUUUUAACAGUGAUGUAGGAUACUUGCAGUAAACAUAGUAUUUUAACUGAAGUAUUUCAUGUUAAAAGGACAUGAUGAAUUUGUUUCUUUAUUUUCAUAAAAAAAUUAUACUAAUGUCAAGUUAGAUAUUUACAUAAUGUUGUAAAGUUAAAGAAUGAAUAUAAUGCAUUAUGAUAGAAUAUAAAUCAUGCAAAAUAUUAAGUUGUUUAAUAUUGAUUUCUGGUCAUUUCAACAAAAUGCAUUUAUAAUAUUGAAAUUGAAGAAAAUAACAUUCAAAUUGUGUUUAUGAAUAAAUAAAUGGAAAAAAAAAUGAAGUGAAAUAUUAUAGAUAUAUUGAUCUUAGUAAGGGUAAAGGUUAUUUUUUUUAAAGAUCAGGUAUAGUUUGUGAAAAAAAAACUGAUUUGAAAACAGUAAUGUUAUAAUUAUAAAUACAAAAAAGAUAUGUAAAUAAACAAGUGUAUAAAUAAUUAAUAAGUAAAUUUAAUAGAAAUAUCAUAAAACAAAUGUUUAAUGUACAAGGUCAGAAAAAGAAAAAGAGUAAUGUAACAUGCAAAUACAAGUUAUAUGAUAUAUAAGACAAGGGGAUUGUAUAAAUAAAUACCAGUUUUGGAAUAUAUAGGACAGGAAAAUGGUAUAAAAAUACAAGUUAUAUGAAAUAUAGGAAAAGGGAAUGGUAUAAAAAGUACCAGUUAUUUGAUAUAUUGGACUAGGGAUUGGUAUAUAAAUGAAUACCGGUUAUAUGAUAUAAAGGACAAGAGAAUGGUAUAUAUAAAUACCAAUUAUAUGACAAGGGAGUGGUAUAUAUGAGUAUCAGUUAUAUGAUAUACAGGACAUUUGAAUGGUAUAUAUGAAUACCAGUUUUAUGAAAUACAAGAUAGGAAUAAAAUAGUUUAUAUAAAUUACAGUGAUAAUAUAUAUAGGACUAGUGAAUGUUAUAUAUGAAUACCAGUUAUAUGAUAUAUUGGACAAGGGGAUGGUAUAUGUAAAUACUAGUUAUAUGGAUGUAGAAGUGAACACCGUAAAAAUACUAGUUAUAUGAAUGUAGAAGUGAAUGUCUGUGAAAAUACCAGUUAUAUGAAUGUAAGUGUAGUGAAUCUUCUAUAAAAAUACCAAUUAUAUGAUAUAUAUGACAAGGAUAUGGUAUAUAUAAAUAUCUGUGAAUAUGAUAUAUAGGACAGGGAAACUGUAUAUUUUAUUACCAGUGAUAUGAUAUACAUGUAUAGGAUUAUAUGACAAAUAGGACAGUAAUUGGUAUAUAUAUAUUUUUUUUUCCAUUGAGAUGAGAAACAUUUACGUGUUUUAUUUAAGAGAUUCCUUCAUUAUUUGUUUUAUGUUGUAAAUAUGGAAAAAAAAGUUAUAUUUACUAAAAAUCAUGCAAGACGAUUGAUGUGUACAAGUUUAUACUGUUACUUAAUAUUAUUCAAUUUAGCGAAAGGAUCUCCACUGAGAUCUUUUGACAAGAUAGGAUGGGAAUUGUUUUCGAGGUUUCAUACUAUUUGAUAGUAAAUAAUUACAACAAGUAUGAAAACGACAGUUACCUAUGUGAAAGUUUAGAAUUCGAAAAAAAUGUGCUUUAAUCACAUGUUGAAAAUUGUAAAAAAGGGAGAUAAUAAUUUAGAAACAUCGUUUUCAAUCAGUAUAUUUUAUAAAGCUAUCAAAUAAAAUGAAAAUGAUCUAUCUAUUAUCUAUUCAAAAUAUGGUAUUAUGCUCAAAAUCAAUUUAUGUUAUAUGAAAUAAUGAAAAAAUAUAUGAAUACAUUACGAAUAAUGUAGUAUAUAAAUGUAACAAUCAAAAUUAUGCGUGAAUAAAGGGAGGUAAUUAAAUACUUAUAUCAUCGACAUAAAUAUUGUAUUUGUAUAGAUUUAAAUAAAUUAAUAACAUUUUUAGAUACAGUGAAUGACUACUAAAAUAGAACAGUCUUUUUAUGCCGAUAUGUACUAAAGAAAAUAUUGACGAGUUUGUAAAAAGUUGCAAGUAUAUUUACUUGAAAAAUGAUUUUAAAAUUUGUAAAGCACUUUUGCAUUCAAACCCUUCGGAUAAAUUGUUUCUAACUUAUGUAUCCAGUAUGUCUCUUUUAAAAGUCUCCCCAUAUGAUCAUGAAGUUUAUCAAUCGGCAUAAAGGAAAAGUCAUCAAGUGAGUGAUCUUCGGAAUUGAAAUGAAUUGCAACAUUAGAAGAAAAAUUGGGAUGAUAAUUACUUCUUAUAUCAAAUGUAUGGCUGUUCAUUCUUUUUGAUACCUGUUGAUGGGUUUGGCCGACAUACUGUAUUUUACAUUUUUUACAAGUAAUUAAAUAAAUCACGUCAUUAGAAGUACAAUUUCCACCAAAAUGCAUUUCGAAUGUUUCUCCAGUAUUUGUACUUGUGAAUUUACUAUUUUCUUCAAUAUUUUUACAGUGAGUACAUCUUUUUCUAUUACACUUAUUAGUUUUACCGUUCAUAUUCCGUUUAUUUAGAGUUGAAUGGGUGAGGGAAUCUUGAAGAUUUUUGGGAUGGCUGUAUGCUAAGAUUGGUUUACGAUUAUGUAAAUUUUUAACACAGUCAUUUUCUGACAACAUUAAAAGAUCCCAGUAUUUAUUUAUUAUAAGACCAAGAUGGGAAAGAGACGAAUUAUAUGGGAUAACAAAUGGUAUGAUUUUUUGCUGCUCUGUUAUAUUUUGGUUAUUUUCCAGAGCUUCUUCUUGGGUUGAAUAUUUUACUUUUGCAAAAGCAGAUUUCAGCUUGCUAUCAGGAUAAUUUCUGAUCUUGAAAAAAGAUUCUAAAUUGAUUAGACAUUCAUGAAAUUUAUCAUUGUCUGAAAUGAUACGUCUGUAACGUUUAGCUUGGCUGUAUGGUAUACCCUCUUUACAUUUAUUAGGGUGGCAUGAGUUAUACUCCAGAUAUUGAUGGGCAUCUGUAGGUUUUAUAUGAAUUUCCGUUCAUAAUGUACAAUUUUCAUUUUUAAGAAUCUUAACAUCAAGAAAUGACACAUUUUUUUUCGAUAUAUUAUAUGUAAAUUUAAUUGUAGGAUGACAUGUAUUUAAUUUGUUUAUGAAAUCAUGUAAGGCACUUAUAGAAUGAUCCCAUAUCAUAAAUAUAUCAUCUAGAAAGCGGAGCCAAGUCGUAGGUUUAAGGUCAUAACUGUUUAAAAAAUCAGAUUCUAAUUUACCCAUGAAUAGCGAUGCGUAUGUAGGGGCCAUAGAACUACCCAUAGCGGUACCUAAAAUUUGUAAAUAAUUUUCAUUAUUAAAUUGAAAAUGAUUACUUUUAAGUGUCAAUUUAAGAAGAGUGCAUAUUUCCUCCGUUGAUAAUACACUACCACAUUUUUCAUUAUCAAGAAAGUAUUUACAAGCAGCUAUCCCAUUUUCAUGUGGGAUAUUUGUAUACAGUGAAGUUACAUCCAAAGUAACAAGUACUGAAUCUUUUGAAAGUUUAGGUAAAGAUUUUAAUUUACGCAAAAAAUCAGAGGUAUCUUUCACAUACGACGGUAAUGAUUUCAUAUAUGGUUGUAAUAUAAAGUCAAGGUAUUUUGAAAUAUUUUCUGUAAAAAUGUGUAAACCAUACUAUUUGAUAAAAAUAUAUAGUUCAAUAACUUGUGUGCAAAUUUUCAGAUCAUUUCCUCACUUUUUUUUCUAAAAUACUAGUUAUCACUUAAGCUGGACUAUUCAAAGACUAAGGAGAGCUACUUAAUUAUCCAAGUGUAUAAAUCGGCAUCACACUGGUUGAAUUUCUGCUUGCAAGUUAGUAUCUAAAACUUCUGAACUUGAAGGAAAUGGGUUGAGAUGCUUGAUUUCUGUGGUCAUCUAACAUGAUAAACACAAGUUCUUUAACUCUGAUUUGCCUUUUUGCAUAUCUAUGUGCCCUUUUCACCUUGAAUUUCAUGGUUAAGCUUGUGCAUGUAACUUGGUAUCUCCAUAACUACAGAUGGGGAUGGAAUGGAAAUUUAGACACAUAUUUGAGUGUAUAAUAGGUCAAUGUCCAAUGAACAUUACUAAGACAUCGAUUUUAUCAGAAUUAUUGCCCUUUUUGUGUCGCUUUAAAAAAAACACAUAUAGUGGUUACUUCUGUCAGCACUAUAAUUCAGAUUGACUCCAAACUUGGUAUGCCUGCUUCUUUCAAUGAACUGAACUGUAGUGCAUCAUUACUCUGCACUUCUUAUCUUUUGAGUAAUUGCCCUUUGUUAUUUUUCAUACUUAAUUUUUGUCCGAGCCAUUUCUCCAACAAUUAAAGGUAUGGACAUAAAACUUCAUAGGAUUAUAGAUCUCAUUAAGAAGAAGUGCAGUGCACAAGAACCGGUCUCUGCUCUUUUUAAUUUUUCAGUUAUUGCCCUUUGUUAAUUCUCAUACAUUAUUUUUGUCCGAACCAUUUUCUCCUAAACUAUAAAACCUAUCAACUUGAAACUUCAGAGGAUUAUAAAUCUGAUUGAGAAGAAGUGCAGUGCAUAAGAACCGGUACUCUGUACUCAAUGUUUUUUUUAAGUUAUUGCCCUGUGUUAAUUUUCAUACUUAAUAGACUUGUCGAGAGCAUAACUUGGUCUUUUUAAGUUUGAUUGACUCCAGAUUUAGUAUGCAACUCUUUUUCAUUGACCUGAAGUGCAGAAUCCAUCACAGGGUCCUCCAUUUGAUCUUUUCGACAGUACUGUACAUGUAUUUGAAAUUGCAGAAGCAAAUUUUUAUUUUAGGGCAAGGUCCAUUUUGGGGGUCUAUACAAAUAUUGGUGCUAUUUUGAAUAAAAUACCCUCUUUCAACCGAUAACCAUGUAUUAUGAACUUAGUUAUUAUCAUAACAAAGUUUAAAUAUUCAUUAAAGAAGUUUAGAUUUACAUUAGAACUGAUUACAAUAUUUGAGUAAAAACGAUCAUGUACAUGUGUUAUUUAUUGGUUAAUUAAACUUGUUGUCACAAUUUUGUACCAUGUGAACAUAAUGUUGCACAUAUUUGUAACAUGAAAUGUUUAUUGAAUGUAUCCAGUACAUAUGUACACACAUGUUAUUAAAUGUUUAUUGUAUACUAAGAAUAUAUACAUGCGUGUGUAAUUCUUCAAUUGGUUACACAAGUUUGAUUUAAAGGCCCAUUAAGCCUUAAAAAUGCUAUUACUUUUAUUUUUCAAAAAUGUGCCUCAUUGACCAUCUUUUUUGCAUUUUAGCAAUUAGUACAGUAAUGAUGAAUAAGUAUUUUAUAUGGAAGUCAAAUUACAAUUUGUUUACAUUUGCUACCCUAAUCAUAUUUUUUUUCAAACUCAAUAUUUUGUCAGUUGUCAGGAGAUAAUAAUAUCACAUGUUCUAAAUCUAUUAUAACAACAUUAUAAAACACACAUUUGCCCUUUUUUACAAA
Ruditapes philippinarum (Manila clam) is the source of this 10288-nucleotide messenger RNA. RefSeq lists its product as uncharacterized. Bases 114 to 4796 code for a protein of 1560 amino acids. Gene Ontology annotation, molecular function: ATP hydrolysis activity. The transcript is spliced from 6 exons. The record is from RefSeq and is a predicted model, not a curated record. Lineage: Eukaryota; Metazoa; Mollusca; Bivalvia; Venerida; Veneridae.